CUUAACUGCUCCCUGACUCUUAACUCUCUCUCUUUCAUCCCACCCCCUCCUUCCUUACUUCCUCUUCUCACUCUCUCCUCCCAUUCUUUACGGGUUUCUCAGGUCCGGAGUGGUUUUCAAGAUGCCUCUCGGAAUUCACAAUCCGCUCCCUUCAUCUCUGUCAAGCGAAUGCAAAAAGGUUGGGAAAAUUCUUACGUCCUUCGUGGACCCCCGACAAGCAUUUGGACCUGAUAAGGUCAUUCCUCCCGAAAUUCUAGCAGGCGCUAAAGGUCUCGCCAUUCUUACUGUCCUGAAAGCCGGCUUCCUGGGCUCCGCUCGCUUCGGUUCGGGGGUUGUUGUAGCCCGCCUCGCAGAUGGCUCUUGGUCGGCUCCGUCGGCCAUUGCGACAGCAGGUGCCGGAUUCGGGGGCCAGAUAGGGUUUGAAUUGACCGACUUCGUUUUUAUCUUGAAUGAUGCGGCUGCUGUGCGCACGUUUUCUCAGGCGGGAACAUUGACACUGGGUGGUAAUGUUUCGAUUGCCGCUGGACCGAUCGGACGCAACGCCGAGGCCGCAGGCGCUGCAAGUACGAAGGGUGUCGCGGCGGUGUUCUCAUACUCCAAGACCAAGGGUCUCUUUGCCGGCGUGAGUCUGGAGGGAAGUAUGUUGGUGGAGCGCAAGGAUGCGAACGAGAAGAUGUACAACAGUCGAGUGUCGGCCCGCCAGCUACUGAGCGGAACCAUUCGGCCUCCUCCUGCCGCUGAUCCUCUUCUACGUAUCUUGAACUCGCGCGCUUUCUAUGGCAACUCGAGGCAAGGAGAUACUAUGUAUAACGAUAUUCCUGUCUAUGAUGAUAGCCAUGAUGAUGUGGUAUGGGAGGGUCGACGAGGCGAUGCCUAUGGAGAAGGUCUUCGGCGUGACCGGACUGGGGUGAACGGCAACGACGACUAUGAGUACCGGGAUCGUCCUCGUCGUGCGAACACGUGGGCCGAUGAUAUCUAUGACCGACCCGCGGGAGGUCUGAACCGGUCAUCAACGACUCGCAACAGCAGCCGCCCGGAUACCUACGAGUCUUUCAACCGCAGCCGUAGCAACACCGCCCCUAUUGAUGAAGACUAUGUGUAUUCCGACCGCAAACCCAGCCGUCCAACAGCCCCGAAGCCGAUCUUUGGGCAGAGGACAGGGGCUGCCCCUACACUCCGUCAGGACCAGGCAGUUGCGCUGUACACAUUCGAUGCUGAUCAAGAAGGCGACCUGGGUUUCAAGAAAGGCGAUAUCAUCACCAUCCUCAAGCGAACUGACAAGGCGGAGGACUGGUGGACGGGGCGAAUUGGAGACCGAGUUGGAAUCUUUCCCAGUAAUUAUGUUGACCCUGCUUAAAACCUUGAUUCCCCUGUCUUAGUUUAUGCGAAAUGACAUUUUUAUGACAUCCCUGUUUCUGUCUUUCCCUCAAUGCCUUCCAGAAUACUCGUCCUCUUUGAUCUUUCAGUUUCGCAUUGGCGAU
Messenger RNA from Aspergillus fijiensis CBS 313.89, 1481 nucleotides. RefSeq names its product SYLF and SH3 domain-containing protein. Bases 122 to 1357 code for a protein of 411 amino acids. Gene Ontology annotation, molecular function: phosphatidylinositol binding; actin filament binding. Lineage: Eukaryota; Fungi; Ascomycota; Eurotiomycetes; Eurotiales; Aspergillaceae. The transcript is spliced from 4 exons. Gene Ontology annotation, biological process: actin cortical patch localization; actin filament bundle assembly. The record is from RefSeq and is a predicted model, not a curated record. Gene Ontology annotation, cellular component: actin cortical patch.